This is a messenger RNA of Aspergillus piperis CBS 112811, 987 nucleotides long. RefSeq names its product carbon-nitrogen hydrolase family protein. Lineage: Eukaryota; Fungi; Ascomycota; Eurotiomycetes; Eurotiales; Aspergillaceae. Bases 1 to 987 code for a protein of 328 amino acids. The record is from RefSeq and is a predicted model, not a curated record. Gene Ontology annotation, molecular function: catalytic activity. The transcript is spliced from 3 exons.
AUGUCUUCUCAAGUACGCGUCGCAGUUACCCAGGCAGAGCCUGUCUGGCUAGACUUGGAUGCGACCGUGAAAAAGACGUGUGAUCUUAUUGUGGAAGCAGCUGCGAAUGGCGCUCAGUUGGUUGCUUUCCCCGAGUGUUGGAUCCCGGGAUAUCCUGCCUGGAUUUGGACACGACCUGUUGACAUGCGCCUGUCAUCUACUUAUAUACAAAACUCCCUGAAGAUCAAUUCCCCGCAGAUGGCCAGCAUCCAGAAAUGCGCAGCAGAGAAUGAAAUAAUCGUCGUUUUGGGCUUUUCCGAGAACCUGCAUAACUCCCUGUAUAUCUCGCAGGCUAUUAUUGGAAGUGAUGGGAAGAUCCUCACCACCCGCAAGAAAAUCAAGCCCACUCACAUGGAGCGGACCAUUUUCGGUGACUCGUUUGGAGACUGUCUGCAGAGUGUAGUCGACACAUCAGCCGGUCGCGUCGGUGCUCUUUCCUGCUGGGAGCACAUCCAGCCUCUACUGAAAUAUCACACUUAUGCCCAGAGGGAACAGAUUCAUGUCGCCGCAUGGCCGCCUCUUUUCCCUCACAACGAAGACGGUUCCUUGUUUUCAAUGUCCAGCGAGGGCACCAGUUCCAUUGCGAGGACAUAUGCUAUCGAAAGCCAGUCUUUUGUCCUUCAUACCACGACAGUGAUAGGCCAGUCGGGUAUAGACCGAAUGGCAACACAUGGUGGUGCUCUGAUGAGCACCCCUGGCGGAGGCUGCUCCGCCAUCUUCGGGCCUGACGGCCGCCAAUUAUCGCAGCCCAUUCCCAGCACAGAAGAGGGCCUUAUUUACGCUGAUCUCGACUUGGAUCACAUUUACCACUCCAAAGCCUUUGUGGAUGUCUGUGGACACUAUAGCCGACCGGACCUUCUGUGGCUGGGUGUGGAGGGCAGUGUUAAGCGCCAUGUAAGGGAGAAUGCAGCUACUGUGGCAGCAGAAGCGGAGCAGCAGGAGCAAUAG